This is a messenger RNA of Anthostomella pinea, 3033 nucleotides long. The record is from the annotation of a GenBank genome assembly. NCBI's taxonomy places the organism in Eukaryota, Fungi, Ascomycota, Sordariomycetes, Xylariales, Xylariaceae.
AUGUCUGCCAAACAAGACAGCGUGGAUGCAUAUGGACGCGUCCAACCUCACCCCUUGACGCGACUCGAUGGCAAUCCGGACGGAAAACUUAGUUCCCAAGGGCUGAGUCUCAUAUUUCAGCUGCUCGACGUGUUGGGAGAGCGAGCGGAGGUGUGCGAGAACAUGAUCAGAGAGAAGAAAACUGAAAUCUCGGACGAGCAGCUGGAGGUCUGGGAGGAUUUCAUCGAACAGCAUCGAACAGUGGCUGUCAACGCAACCAACCAGCUCGAUUAUGCGAAGUCGUAUCUUGGGAAGACAGGACUGCAAGCAGGGGAGAAAGAUGCACUGCAAUGGUAUCAAAGCAUGCUCGAUGAACAUCGAGCAAGAAUCAGGGCCUAUGAGAGUGGUCGGACGAAGGCCAAGCCCGUCAAGACGAAGCCCACCAAGGGGAUCAGCAAGCCGAAGCUCACCAAGGGGACCAGCAAGCCUGAGCCCAGCGAGCCUAACGAACUUCAGCCUUUGCAGAGGCUGGGCCCAAAGGGAUGGUCAACCGAGAAAACCAAGGCUGAGGAGUUGCUCGAUGCCUUUACGGCGCCUGCGCCUCGGCCCUGGCUUGCCCCGGAGUAUGAACUGCACAAGUUGUAUGAGAAGGCCGUAGAGCAAAGGAAAAAGGGGAUACCACUGGCCGAGGCGGAUCGACGCGAAUUUGAACGUGUGCUCCUAAUGUGGGCCGCCUCGGUCCAAGGAGCACGCUUCACGCUGAAUUUAGCAAAAAUCGAGCUCGGAAAGCUCAACGCAGAAGAAGAAAACAUCACUAAAAUGUAUGAAGAGAGGCUAGUAACACCUGAGCAGAAUUUGCCCAGCUUUUUUGGAAUUAAGAAGGACUUCGACACCUGGGUGGCCGAGAGUCAGGCGGCCCUACAGGCGGCCCAAGAGCAGGCGGCCCAAGAGCAGGCGGCCCGGGAGCAGGCGGCGGCCCGGGAAGAAGCGGAGCGAAAGAAGGCAGCCGAGAAGGAGGCCCGUCAGCGAGAGCAGGACCGGAAGCUAAAGGAGCUCCAGGAGGAGUUAGACCGGCAACAUGCAGCCGCUGACAAGGAAUAUGCGGACUGGAAGAAGAUACUGCUGGCGGAGGAGAAGAAGAAGGCGGCGGCCGUUGGAGGAGGCCCCGAAUUUACCACUCUAUCCACUCGCGGCGAUGGAUAUUGUGGUCUACACGCGAUCAGACUGAGCAUGGAGGCACAACACCCCUCGAUAUCUCCUCCCACGAGAGACGAACUGCUUGAUGUCCUCAAAGACGACAGUGAACGCGCUCGUCUGAUUAGAGAAAAUCUUCAUGCUGCAAAGUGGAUUAACGGGAAGCCAGAACCGGAUGCUACGUAUGACAAUCGGUCCUGGUUUCUUCAAGACCAUCUCGGGGCCAUUUUCAGUAUGUGGGCAGACUCAGUCGGGUUUGAUGCAAUACUUGGCAUCGCUACGAAAGGCGGGGGUCGACAAGUUCAUGAGUCGGCCAUAUCUACGCCACAAUCAACCAUAAUCUGGAUUCGUCAUAAUGGCACCGACCAUUACGAAGGAUUAAGAUUGAUAAAUCAGGACCCUCCUCAUGAUGACCAAGAAUUCCAGAGUGCUUCUGAGAUCGACCCCGUUGGAGUAGGCCCCGUUGGAGGAGGCCCUAAUGGAGGAGGCCCCGAUAAUGGAGGCCCAGAUGGAGGAGGGCCUAAUAAUGGAGGCCCCGAUGGAGGAGGCCCUGCUAGAGGAGGCCCCAAUAAUGGAGGCCCAGAUGGAGGAGGCCCAAAUGGAGGAGGGCCUAAUAAUGGAGGCCCAAAUGGAGGAAACCCCCCUCCCGGUGGAGGACCCGAUCCUCUCCCUACAGGGGCGGCGCCGGGGAAGAGACCGUAUCAUGAGGUGGAGGACUACCAGCUACGUAUGGGGCCCGGUUGGACGGUGAAUGACGGUACGUUCGAUCAUGUGCCGGAGAACAAGAGACGCAAGAGGGAUGUGCCGUACCCGUUCUUCAUCAACCACGCCUAUCGCGCAGCGCACGGCUUGUCCACCCUGCAGCUACACCACGAUGCCCCCGUCAGCAUGUGUGCCAUGGAUAUCGCUACCGACCACACCUGGAAGUCUCUGCCACCGGAGCUGCGCCGCUGUCUACUCAUCCCUCCUCCCAACGGGCCUGGUAUCUGGGGCGACGAUGCCGAGGCCCGCGAGCUGCUGUACGCCAAGAUGGCGCUCGCGCCGUACCCGGACGCCACUAGGACCGAGUACAAAUUCUACCGGGACCUCAAGAAGAAGCCGUGGGUCAUCUGGCCCAUCUGGGUCGAGGAUCAAUGGGGCAAGGAUUACGUCCUCAUUUUCUGGUAUGCCGAGACCUCCGAGGACACCCCCGAGGACACGCCCAACGUAUACAAUCGCCUCAGUCGUUUUACCAUCAUAGACCCCCGACGCAAUCCCGUGGCCGGUGCGGAUGGGAAGCAUCAGCCCUUGAUGGCUCGUAGGAUUCGGAUCGUGAACCACCUUCGAGACUUCCUCGCCCGAGCGGGAUACGAUCGGGCGCACACCGUCGAGCACACCCAAAUCCUGAGCAUUCCCAUGGCCCAGAACGAGGCCUCGUCGGGCGAGCGCUGUUAUGCUGCCAUCAAGGUCUUGAACGAACGCCUCGUGGACUGGCUCCGCGGCGAACAGACACAGGCUCGCGCCUGGGCCGUCUUCGAGAACCUGCCGCAGUGGGUCAACCCGUACCAUCAGAGGGUUGAGAUGACCGGCAUCAACGCCUGGAUGGUGAUGGCGAGCUUUGAUUUCAACGCUCGCAUCGCCAUCGAGAAUGUUUUGCCCAACGUCCAGACCAAGCUUGCGGUGAACGGCAAGCACAGGAUAAUCGUUCCGUUUGACCUGGCUGGCACGUUUACGGAUACGUCACUCCCCCCUAUUGACCUUCUGUCGCUGCCUACACCGCCGCCUGGACCGCAGCAGCAGCCGACGCCGCCGCAGUCGCCAGGCGCAGACGGACCUUUGAGUUGGGUUGCUGGCAUCGCUGCCGCCAGCGGUAGUACCUAA